Molecule: messenger RNA, 1236 nt
Organism: Pollicipes pollicipes
Lineage: Eukaryota; Metazoa; Arthropoda; Thecostraca; Pollicipedomorpha; Pollicipedidae
Product: collagen alpha chain CG42342-like
Exons: 15
Coding region: 277-1236 (319 amino acids)
Source: RefSeq, a predicted model, not a curated record
CCGGCCGGGCCGCCGGGACCCGAGGGACCCCCGGGACCGCCAGGAGCACUGGGAAGCAAGGGCGAAAAGGGCGAACGAGGCCUGAUCUCGACCGUGGACGGCAGCAGCUUCCCCACCGGCUUCAUCGAAGGACCGCCAGGUCCUCCCGGCCCCGAGGGCCCACACGGCCCACCGGGCGGCCUGGGUCCCGUGGGCCCUCCGGGACCCGUCGGCGGGCGGGGAUCACCCGGGCCACGCGGACGUCGAGGCAAACGGGGGAAGAAUGGUCGCGCUGCGAUGAUUGGCCGAACGGGCAAGCCGGGCCCGGAGGGUCAGAAGGGAGAGCACGGCUUCAAGGGAGAGAAGGGUGGGAUGGGCGACAUGGGUCUGCCGGGCCUGCCGGGAGAGAGGGGACCGGUCGGUCCCACCGGACGGGACGGACUGGAUGGAGAGACCGGACCACAUGGACCACCUGGACUUCCCGGUAUUGGUGGACCCAAAGGAGACCGCGGAGAAGUCGGAGACAUGGGACCACCCGGUCUGAUGGGACCACCCGGCCUGCCCGGACCGCCGGGUCUCCCGGGGUCUCCGGGCGAGAAGGGCACCAAGGGAGACUCGAAAUAUAAGAAGCUGCGGCGGCGGAACGGCGCCAAGCAGGAGCAUGGCCUGGUGGAGUACGUGGCCGGGCCGCCGGGACCGCCGGGGGCACGCGGUCUCACCGGUCCGCAGGGACCGCCCGGCAUCAAGGGCAGCCGAGGUCUCGACGGCGGUGGCAAGGGAGAGAAGGGUGACUCCGGGCCAAUUGGACUUCCGGGACCGAUGGGUGUUCGAGGCAUACCUGGACACAAGGGAGGCACCGGCUCACCGGGCUUGCCGGGGCUGGACGGCAUCAAGGGCUUCAAGGGCGAGCCGGGCCUGAAGGGAGAGCGGGGAGACCCCGGGCUUCCGGGGACCGACGGGAUCCCGGGUCUGAAGGGUGAAAAGGGAGACAGGGGACAACUGGGUCCGCCCGGUCGGCGCGGCCGGAAGGGUGACCCGGGUCUGAAGGGCGAGCAGGGCGUGCCCGGCCUGGACGCCCCCUGCCCGGUGGGCAGCGACGGCCUGCCCCUGCCCGGCUGCGGCUGGCGGCCGCCGGCGCAUCAGGACACACUUCCAAUGCUGGAGUCCGACACCGCGGCGCCAGCGUCAACGCUAGAUCUGAUGCAGGGCUAUGCGGAUGUGCUCCACGUGGAUAACAUUGAUGACCUCCGAUUCUAA